AUGUGCCUAACACCAGGAGGAGCACAGGGACACCAGGAGGAGCACAGGGACACCAGGAGGAGCACAGGGACAGCAGGAGGAGCACAGAGACAGCAGGAGGAGCACAGGGACACCAGGAGGAACACAGGGACAGCAGGAGGAGCACAGGGACAGCAGGAGGAGCACAGGGACAGCAGGAGGAGCACAGGAGCGCUUCAGAGUCUCGGCUGCUCUCUCCUCUGUCCCGGGACAUCUGCGGCCUCCCCCCGCGGAGCAGAGAGGCCGGACCCCCGCGGAGCGAAGGUCGAGAUGAAGAGGAGCAGCGUGGGGAAGAGGGUGGCUGAGGCUCCGCCCCCAGAGAAGAGCAGUUGGCUCAGACAGUUCUGUGGACGAGGAUUCUUCAGAGAAAUCUGGAAAAACAGAUUUGUGAUUCUGAGACAAGAACAACUCCUGAUCUGCCACCAAGGAGUGGUGAGGUGGACGAGAGAUAGGUGUGUGGGGGGGGAGAGAGGGAGGAAGAAGGAGGGCGAGCUAGAGAGGAGAGAGAUGGAGGGGGGAAUGGAGGAGGAGAGGUGA
Molecule: messenger RNA, 555 nt
Organism: Knipowitschia caucasica
Lineage: Eukaryota; Metazoa; Chordata; Actinopteri; Gobiiformes; Gobiidae
Source: the annotation of a GenBank genome assembly